CUCAUCAUGUGAAGACUUCAGAAAGUCCUUGCUUCCUUGUUUAAGCGAAUUUGAGUCAAAUCAGAUAUAGGUGGAGGGGGCGCCGAGACGAAAUUUUCGGACCUAAAUAGUAUAUGCUUGAUUGGAAGAUUUACUGCGGUCAAAUAGUUUGACCGACCAGUAUCUAUUUUCUAUCGUGUAACAUUUAUUGGAAUCGAGCAUAUAAAAUAACUUGCGAGAUCAAACAAAUUUCGCUAUUUUUUUUUCCAUUUUCAUCACUGUCUUGUUGAUCUGUCAUGACAGAUUUAAGUGUAUCGUCGCGAUCGACGUCAACUAGUCAAACAUUUCAUGAUGACAAAAAAAGAAACAGCAAUACCUCUGACAUCAAAGCUGCCUCUUCCGCAAACCUCAAUGACGAAAAACUGUUAUUAGAAGAAGAAAUUGCAGCUAUUCCCAUCAAACAAAUGGAGUCCAGACAUGCCGAAGAAAAAGAAAAAGAAGAAAAAAAGAAAAAGAAGAAGGAGAAGCAACCUACCGUACCCAUUUAUAAAUUAUUUCGCUUUGCUACUCCACUAGAGCGCUGUAUGAUCCUUAUAUCUCUCAUUUUUUCCAUUGGUGUUGGUGCUCUCCAACCUAUCAGUAUCAUCAUCUUUGGUCAAUUCAUGGGAACUAUCUCUACCUCAAUGGUCACUGGUGAUCUUGAGCGACUUGCCAACGAUGCUCACCCAUUAAUUCUUAUUUUUGUAUAUAUGGGUACUGGUGUUUUGGUCGCCGCUUAUAUCACAAACUGCUUUUGGGUUCUCACUGGUGAAAAUCAAGUACGACGAAUCCGUAACAUGUACGUGCAUGCUAUCCUUCGUCAAGAUAUGGGUUGGUUCGAUAAAGCCGAAGAAGGUUCCUUAACUACUCGAUUGGCUACUGAUACUCAAUUGAUUCAAGAUGGUAUUUCUGAAAAGUUUGGUCUCUUUGCCAUGUGUGUUGGUCAAUUCAUCACUGGUUUCGUUGUUGCUUUUGUGAAGGGUUGGAGACUUGCUGUCGUCAUGCUUGCCACACUUCCUGUCUUGGCUGGUGUUGGUGGUGCUAUGGGCUUUUUUAUUACCAAGUACACUCUUAAAUCACAAGACUCUUAUGCUGAAGCCGGUUCAAUUGCUGAGCAAGUCUUUUCUGGUAUUCGAACUGUUUACUCUUUCUCUCUACAAAACCGUUUUGCUGACUUGUAUGAAAAGAAGUUAGUCAAGGCCAUGGAUGUUGGUAUCAAGAGAGGUCAAGUGCUUGGCUUUGGUUUUGGUGGUUUCAUGUUUACUCUCUUUUCUACUUAUGGUCUUGCCUUCUGGUAUGGUUCCAAGUUGACACGCGAAGGCCUUAUGUAUGGUCAAGAUGUUCUCGUCGUCUUUUUUGCAAUGAUUAUGGGUGCCAUUGCCUUCUUGCAAUUGCCUCCUAAUCUUUCUGCUGUUUCUUCUGCUUGUGGCGCUGCUUAUAAAAUCUAUGCCACUAUUGAUCGUGUUCCUCCUAUUGAUGCUGAUAAGCAAGAUGGUUUGGCUCCUGAAAAGAUUCUCGGUGAAAUCGAAUUUAAAGAUGUCAAAUUUAGUUACCCCACUCGUCCUGACAUUACCAUUUUGAAGAAGCUCAACUUAAAUAUCAAGCCCGGUAUGACUGUUGCUUUUGUGGGUCCAUCUGGUUCUGGUAAAUCAACCAGUGUUCAAUUGUUACAACGUUUCUAUGAUCCUUUGGAAGGCUCAGUUAUUCUUGAUGGUAAAGAUCUCAAAGAUUAUAACGUUGCUUGGCUGCGUAGCAAGAUUGGUGUUGUGUCUCAAGAACCUGUCUUGUUCAAUAUGACUAUCAAACAAAACUUGUUGAUGGGUGUUACUGAAGAAGUGACAAAUGACGAUAUUGUUGUUGCCUGUAAAAAAGCUAACUGUCACUCUUUUAUCUCUCAAUUGCCUGAUGGUUACGAGACACUUGUUGGCGAACAUGGUGGUAUGCUUUCCGGUGGCCAAAAGCAACGUAUUGCUAUUGCCCGUGCUAUUCUUAAGAACCCUACUAUUCUUUUAUUGGAUGAGGCUACUUCUGCUUUGGAUACUCAGUCCGAGCGUUUGGUCCAAACUGCUCUUGAUGCUGCUGCUGCUGACCGCACAACCAUUGUCAUUGCUCACCGUCUUUCUACUAUUAGAAACGCUGACCUUAUUGUUGUCAUGCAAGGUGGUGAUCUUGUUGAACAAGGCACCCAUAACGAUCUUGUUGAACUUAAUGGUGUCUAUGCUGAUUUGGUCAGAAAGCAAGAAAUUGCUACCAAGCAAGUGGGUAGUAAUGUUGAAGAACUUAACUCUGAAGAAUUGUUGAAACGUGAACAACAAGAAUUGAUUGCUGAAAAGAAACGUGCUGAAGAAGAACUCAUUAAUGAAAAGGACACUACUGCCAACUUGUUCAAGACUACAAGUCGUGCUUCUGUUGAUGCUUAUGAACUCAAGCUUCGUAAAGAAAAAGAAGAACGUAAACAAGCCAUGAAGCAAAGUGCUCCUCUCGGCAAGGUCUUGAAACAAAUGCGUCCUGAAUGGCCUUUGUUGAUCACUGGUGUCUGUGGUGCUGCAGUUGCUGGUGCUGUCUUCCCUUGUUUCGCUUUGAUUUUCGCUCAAGUACUUUCUCAACUUGUUAGCCCUGAUACGACUCCUCCAGGCCCAAUGGAAGGUACUAAUCUCUACUCUUUCUUGUUUGUCAUUAUUGGUAUUGCCGCCCUUAUUGGUUUUGCUACUCAAGUUAUUUGCUUUGAAGUUGCAGGUGAACGCUACACCAAGCGUCUUCGUGGUCAAAUUUUCCGUGCUUUCAUGAAGCAAGAAAUUGGUUUCUUUGAUGAAGACGAUAACUCUCUCGGCGCACUUACUUCCAAGCUUGCUAUUGAUUCUAAGAAUGUCAAUGAAUUGGUUACCAAGACAUGGGGUGAUAUUACUCAAAUUAUUGUUACUGCCAUUACUGGUUUAGCUAUUGCUUUCUCUCAAAGUUGGAUGUUGACUUUGAUCAUUCUUUGUAUGGCUCCCUUCAUUGGUUUUGCUACCUUCUAUGAAUCCAAAAUCCACCGUGGUUUUGAAGACAAAACAAAAAAAGCAAAUGAACAAAGUGGUGAAGUUGCUGGCGAAGCUAUCAAAGAAAUCCGUACAGUCGCUGGUCUCAACAAACAAUCUUACUUUGAAAACAAAUACCACAAUGCUACUGAUCGUCCCCAUCGUCUUGCUCAACGUAAGGCUUAUAUGUCUUCGCUUGGUUAUGCUAUGCAACAAGGUAUUACUCUUUAUACAAAUGCCGUUGCUUUUUACGCUGGUACUCAGCUUAUGUGGCACCAUGGUCUUGCUUUUAACAAGAUGUUUACUUGUAUGAUGACCAUCAUGAUUACUGCUCAAGGUAUUGGUAGAGCUUCCGUUUUCACAACCACUUAUGCCAAGGCUAAAUACUCUUCUAUUGCUGCUUUUGAAAUUCUUGAACGUGAGCCCUCUAUUGAUCCUGACCUCGAAGGUAUCGAACCUAAUCGUUCCCAAAUCAAGGGUGAUAUUGAUUUUGAAAACAUCACUUUCCGUUACCCUGCUCGUCCUGAUGUCUCUAUCUUUAAUGGUGAAUUCAAUUUACACGGAAAGGCUGGUCAAACCAUUGCUCUUGUAGGUCCCUCUGGUUGUGGUAAAUCCACGACUAUUGGUAUGCUUCAACGUUGGUAUGAUCCUAUCACAGGUACUGUCCGUCUCGAUGAUAACAACGUCAAGAACUACACCCUCGGCAAUUUGCGUAGCCAUACAUCCCUUGUAGGUCAAGAACCCGUCUUGUUUGAUAUGACUAUUGCUGAAAACAUCCGCUUUGGUGUGGAUGAAGGCAAAGAGGUGACUCAAGAAGAAAUUGAAGCUGCUACCAAAGCCGCCAAUAUCCACAAGUUUAUUUCUAGUCUUCCUAAUGGAUACGAUACCCGUGUUGGUGAUAAAGGUUCUCAAUUAUCUGGUGGUCAAAAGCAACGUAUUGCUAUUGCCCGUGCUUUGAUUCGUAAGCCUAAGGUUCUCUUGUUGGACGAAGCUACUUCUGCCCUUGAUAGUGAAAGUGAAAAAUUGGUGCAAGCAGCUAUUGAUAACAUUCUUGAAGAAGGUGGCCGUACAACAAUAACCAUUGCUCAUCGUCUUUCUACUAUCCAAAAUGCCGACUUGAUUUGUGUUGUCAAGAAUGGCCGUGUGAUUGAACAAGGUACUCACUGGGAGUUACUCAAGUUAAAUGGAACUUACAGUGAACUCGUUUAUCAACAAUCACUCAAUGCUCAUUAAUACGAUGGUUUAUCUACCUCUUACUUUUUUAUAUCUUCUAGACUUGCUUCUCCUAAAUUAAUCAUAAUCUACUUGUAUACUAUAAAUCUUUUUUGCUUCUAAAAAACAAAUAAAUACUUUACCGUCUUAC
This is a messenger RNA of Gilbertella persicaria, 4398 nucleotides long. Its product is annotated as P-loop containing nucleoside triphosphate hydrolase protein. Gene Ontology annotation, molecular function: ATP hydrolysis activity; ATP binding; ABC-type transporter activity. The record is from RefSeq and is a predicted model, not a curated record. The coding region runs from base 276 to 4268 and encodes 1330 amino acids. Gene Ontology annotation, cellular component: membrane. Gene Ontology annotation, biological process: transmembrane transport. Lineage: Eukaryota; Fungi; Mucoromycota; Mucoromycetes; Mucorales; Choanephoraceae. The transcript is spliced from 3 exons.